CUACCACAACCACCAUACUUGUUUUCCAAAGAUUUUCUUUCUUCUCUCUGUUCUUUUUGGGGGACUGAUUCUUAAAGUUUGUGUAGAGCUGUACUCUGAAAGCAGAGAACUGAUAUUUCUGGUGGAUUAUCUGUGGCUAAGUUAAGAGAAUACGUUAUGGGAGAGGAGGAAGCCAGUGCCUCUGAACCCCAGGAGAUGAAGCAGCCUGUUAAAACAGACAUGGAGGAUCAUGCAGCCGCACCACAUAAUCAUGAUGCAGCUGAAGAGAAGAGCGUGAUGAUCCCUGCGCCUGAAAAAAUUACCGCAGAAGAACCAGUUAAAGAGAAAAGUGCAAACAACAGAGAUUCUGCGCUUGCAAGAGUUGAGACAGAGAAAAGACUAGCUUUAGUUGAAGCAUGGGAGGAAAAUGAAAAGGCAAAAGUAGACAACAAGGCACAUAAGAAGAUAUCUGCCAUUGAAUCAUGGGAGAACGCCAAGAAAGCUGCUGUAGAAGCACAGCUAAGGAGCUUUGAGGAAAAACUGGAAAAGAAGAAGGCAGAGUAUACUGAGAAAAUGAAAAACAAAGUGGCUGAACUCCAUAAGGGAGCAGAAGAAAAAAAAGCGAUGAUAGAAGCCAAGAAAGGCGAAGAGUUUCUCAAGAUAGAGGAGACAGCAGCCAAAUAUCGUUCAACUGGAUAUACACCAAACAAGUUUCUUGCAUGUUUCAGCACUUAACAUCUUCAACUGACGUUUAAUAGGAGGAUAUUUU
Messenger RNA from Hibiscus syriacus, 748 nucleotides. RefSeq names its product remorin 1.4-like. Lineage: Eukaryota; Viridiplantae; Streptophyta; Magnoliopsida; Malvales; Malvaceae. The coding region runs from base 157 to 714 and encodes 185 amino acids. The record is from RefSeq and is a predicted model, not a curated record. The transcript has 5 exons.